GCCCAUGAUUGUACCUGUAAUGUUACACAACGUCACGCAGCACACCUGUGUGUAUGUAUGCGUGUGUGUGUGUGUUCGAGUGCCAGAGUGUGUCACCCAUCAGUUCGAUCGUGACAUUAUUCUGUGUACGGGCACUGGUUCUAAAAAAAGGACUAGAUGCCAUGACGGGUUUGAAGUAACGGAACUAAAAUUGUCUUUCAUAUUCAAUAAACGGAUAAACAAAACAUUUAGAGUAGUGACUUAAUGGAAAUAAACUUAUCCUCCUAGGAUACUUAACUUCACAGAUAAUUACAAGAUGAGUGGGGUCACUUAUUUAUGUAGUGCAACCUUAAUGACCUUUGGAUUAUGCAUACUAUCUUGUGCUUUGAGCCAAGCCCAAACAAUUAACGUGACCGUUGAGGAAGGCAACUACACAUCCUUUCAAUGCAACUAUCGAUACAUGGACACGAUGGUGUGGAACUUGACGGUGGCCGGAAAAGUCCUGACAGUGGCUACUUGUGAAAGAGGACUGUGUAACAUCGACGAUUUUUAUAGUGAAUAUAUUUCUGGAAUCAAUACAGUAUACCUGCAGAGCGGUAGGUCUGUGUACGAGAUGACACUACGGUCCAUCUACCGAAUUUUUACCAGAGUUCAAUGCUAUCCACGCGCAGAUCCAACGUAUAGAAAAACUUGGCUACUGAACGUGAUAGUCCUACCCACGCAACCAAAGUGUGAGUUUCCAAGCGCAGAUUCUUUCAACAAGGACAAUUUUUACACUUUGACCAUAUCAUGUGUCACCUACGUCUUCCCCACGGCCAACUGUAGUCUUGAGGUCAAGAGCAACAUGGAGAUAUACAACACACAGGUCACCUAUACUCACAGCUUUUCGCAUCUGACCAACUUGUACACCACCACGUGUCUGUACAGUCUGUCGCUGUACGCCACCACCUGGGACGAAAUCGAUAGUGAAUUUCAGGUCACGGCGUACCCCAAUACUUACGAUGGAAAGAAAUACAGAGUUACUACCCCGUGGUUGCCCUUUUUUCCAGAAGCUGAGCCAACAAUCUCAAGCUUCACGCUAAACGGUGUGAGUUCAAGUAUCACAGUCGGCUGUGGAGACAAAGUCACCGUUCGAUGCAAAGGCGAAGGCCAACCCGGCACCUCCAUUCAGCUCUACGACGGCUCGCCCAAUGUGCUUCUAGAAAAUUGGGAACUGCCCAUGGAGAUCUAUCACAUGUUCAACGUUGAGAAUUCCUGCGGUAGCCGACACACAUUGGGGUGCAAAGUUGGAUCUGAGGAACAGACUCUGAUACUUACCAUCAAUUCGUGGUCGAAGGAUGGUUCCAACAGCAGCUACUUAAUAGCAGUGGUCGUCACGCUUUCAGUGGCCAUCGUCAUCACAGCCUUGAUAGUCUUCUGCUACAUCAGAAUGAGGCUGAGGCGAAAGAGGGCAGCCAUGGCCAACAGGCGCACGCCCCAUCGUCUCUACCCACUUGACUUGCCGGGUGUCGGAGACAUUCAACCGUCGGCGCCCCCGUCCUACCACGAAAUAUUUUUCAUUGACGUGACCGGAGAGCCUGUGGACCUCCCCGAAUACUGGUCGCUGCCCCCACCAUACUCCGAGCACCCUGAUCCGCAGCUGCCCAAAGCAACGAGUAAUGAAUAUGCUAAUGUUUCCCCAAGAAUGACAUCACAGGAAGUGAUAAGCACGUGCGCUGAAACGCCACCGGAAGUAACGUGCGCAGCAUUACAAGAAUCGAGGGGCGCUCCCAGUGCAGCAUCGCAAGUAGUCAGAGGAAUUCCCAGUGCAUCGUCGCAAGAAGUGAGGGGUGUUCCCAGUGCACCAUCUCAAGAAGUGAGAUGCACUGGCAGUGCAACGUCACAAGACGCGAGGAGCGCUUCCAGCGCAAGGCCACGUGAUGUUAGAGGCGCUCCCAGUGCAGCACCACAAGUAGUCAGAGGCAUUCCCAGUGCAUCGUCGCAAGAAGUGAGGGGUGUUCCCAGUGCACCAUCUCAAGAAGUGAGAGUCGCUGGCAGUGCAACGUCACAAGACGCGAGGAGCGCUUCCAGCGCAAGGCCACGUGAUGUUAGAGGCGCUACCAGUGUAGCAUCGCAAGUAGUCAGGGGCACUCCCAGCGAAACGUCUAAAGAGGUGAAGGACGCUCCCAAGGAAAAGUCUCAAGAAGUGAGCGGCGCUCCCGGUGAAACGUCUAAAGAGGUGAAGGGCGCUCCCGGUGAAACGUCUCAGGAAUUGAAGGACGCUUCAUUCGCGACGUCCCAAGUGUAAAAAUCAUUGCACAAACUAUUACACGAUGACACCAAGGAAAAAAAAACUAGAGCAAUGACUAAAUUACAUUACUUACUCUAGUUUGUCACAGUUUUUUACUCACAUUUUCACCAUGAUAGUGAUGAUAGCAUGUCGUUCAGUCGGCCAUUCGUGGUGUCAUCCCAUGUGUCCCUGGGGGCUCACUAAAUGAUUGCAAGCAGGCUUUGUCAUCUUAGCAAAGGAGACAUCUGACCGUAACACUAAAUCCAUCUUCUGACCAUUAAGUCUAUAAUAAACCAUCAUAGUAAAAUCCUUAUAUAUCAAUAUCAGACCACUUAAAUACGUGUAUAUAAUCAAUUUUAUCUUUACCUUAAUGGAAUCAUCUUAAUUAAACAUAAAGAAUUUAGCUUUAGAAAACUUAAUUAGUUUGUAUGACUACAGAAAGUCUAUAAUGAAUGACUAAAAUUAAUCAAUACACUAUCAGACCACGUAUAUAAUGUCCUUUGUUUCUGCCUUUAUCAAGUCCUACAUUAAACAGAAAGCGUAGAUAUUUUUACCAUGUUAACGAAAGAACAACGGUAAAGAUCCACCGGAAAAUUGUGCUUUUAAGUGGCCAAAAAAAAAAAAAGGGCCCUAGGGGGGGGGGGGGGGGGAAGAAGAGCAUGUUCAAAGAUUGGUUAUUGAUCUGAGCGUGGUCCCAUGACAGGUUCUAGUUGAUCGAGUAUUUGAAGGAACUGUAUCCAAAUGUUUUAACGAAUCCUGUAUCAACUCACUCUGCCUGGCCAAAAGUUUGUACACGUUAUUUCUCCGAUACCCAAUCUUGUUGCGUGUUACAUGUGUUGAGUUACAUGUGCCAUGUAUUGUGAGGCUUGUGUUAUUUGUGUCGUGUACAAUGCGUUGUUUGUUUUGAGGCAUGUGUUAUGUGUCGUGUGUUGCGUGCCUGAGCCAUGUCAAACAUUGUCAAAUUACUGGGGGAGGGGGAGAAUGAUGGGCUUUUCAUCUUUCUGUGCUCAUCUCAUCUUCAAGUUUUUUGUCCGACAUUCCAGAAUUAUUCUUAUUUUCCCCUUUACGGAAA
Messenger RNA from Biomphalaria glabrata, 3320 nucleotides. RefSeq lists its product as uncharacterized. The transcript has 9 exons. Bases 296 to 2266 code for a protein of 656 amino acids. The record is from RefSeq and is a predicted model, not a curated record. Lineage: Eukaryota; Metazoa; Mollusca; Gastropoda; Planorbidae.